Molecule: messenger RNA, 1846 nt
Organism: Stomoxys calcitrans (stable fly)
Lineage: Eukaryota; Metazoa; Arthropoda; Insecta; Diptera; Muscidae
Product: armadillo repeat-containing protein 6 homolog
Exons: 5
Coding region: 298-1698 (466 amino acids)
Biological process (GO): hematopoietic progenitor cell differentiation
Source: RefSeq, a predicted model, not a curated record
UGUUUCUGAAAAAAAAGAAAACGGAACGGCUUUCGGCUAAAAUAUUUAAAAAUUCAAAUAAAUUAAAAUAAAAUUUCAAAUUGUGAAUAAAAAUUAGCCGAAUGUUUUGGGAAAAAAAGGUUAACUUUUAAAAUAGGCAAAGACAAAACGUCUCAGAAAGCCAUUAACGAAAAUUGUCGUGCGUGGGUAGUUCAACAAACUGCAAACUUCAAUUUGGGAUUAGAAAACUGUUUUCUUUGUUUUCAAUUACAUACCUUCAAUUGGCAUUUGCACUGCACAACAAGACAAACCAAGACAAUGGCCAAAGUAAUUUCGCAAGAAACUUUCGAUGAUGUCGUCAAAGAGAAUAUCAUUGAGUUUGCCAUGGAACCGGCAGAAGCUAAACUGGAAACUGUUAAACAAUUUGAGGCACAGGGCAUUAAUUUGGCCAAUAUUAUCAAAGAUUUGGACAUAAAUGCUGAGACUGGAAAACCAAUACUCAAUGAGGCAAUAGAUAAUCUGAAAUUGUAUUUGGAAGAAAAAUCGGCAGACAAGGAAAAAUUACUCGAUAUACUUAAGGUGAUUGAAGCUGAAUGCCAGAAAUCUAUACCGCAUCGUGUAUUGGCAUCGAAAUACGAAGCCCACACCUGUAUUCUCAAAGUAGUUGCUCAACAGUUGGAGAGACCAGACACCACAGCAGAUACGGAUAUUUUAGAAGGAUCUUUGAAAACUCUCAUAAGCCUUUAUCAUACACAGCCAGAUAUAUUUGAUGCUGAGGCUUUAACAUAUACCAAGGCCCUGCUGGAUUUGUUUGUGGAAAAAGAAAAUGUGGCUUCCCUUACUCUGCAAUGGUUGCAGAAAUGCUGCAUCAUGCACGAAAUAAAUCGCCAGAACAUAAUGAAAGCCAGCAUUACACAGCAUCUGAAACCCUACAUUUUCAAGGAAAAUGCCAAGGUGUUGCGUGAUGUUUUGGCUGUAUUGCGUUUUCUCGUCCUGGACGAUGACAUACGUGUGGAAUUCGGUUGUGCUCAUGAGCAUGCACGUCAAUUGGCUACUGAGUUUAUAGUUGUCUUAACACACCUCUUAGAUGAAUUUGAUGAUGCCAAUAUAUUGGCCGACCUAAUGCUGACUAUUGGCUCCUUGGCGGUACGUCAAGAGUUUUGUGUUACCGUCGAUGAGGCGGGUUGCAUUAAAUUGGUUUUAAAAGUAAUGAGCGAUAAUAUAAACUCUGUUCGCCUGAAUCGCGAAGCCUUGAAACUAUUACGUGCCUUAGCUGGACACGAUGCCGUCAAGAGUCACAUUGUGCAAGGUGGUGUGGCGCCCAUACUCAAAGAAGUUCUUCAUACACAUAUGGCCAAUGACGCAGUUGUUAGCGCUGCCUUAGCUUGUAUCUCCACACUUACGCUGCGUGUCAAAGACAAUAGUAAAACUUUGUUUGACACCGGCAUAGCGGAGACUAUUGUAGAAUCCAUACGCAGGCAUCCAAAAAGUAAAAUUGUUCAGCGCAACGGGGCCUGGGCUAUACGAAAUAUGGUCUCUCGUUCAAGAGAACAAUGCGAUACUUGGCUUUCAUAUGGUGUCGAAGAUGUUCUUAAUACUGCCUUGGCCGACCAUCCUUCGGUGACGACUGACAUUAAAGCUGCCUUACGUGAUCUGGGCUGCAAGGUGGAGUUAAAAGAAGAAUGGACAGGCACUGCCGAAAAGAAAAUCCUAAAAUAAAACAAUAACUAAAACAUUCUGCAAAAAAAGACUAACCUUAUCCUAAGAAAAUGAGAUUUUUGCAACACAACUACUCCGAAUCUUUUGCACGACUUUUUGGAAUACAAGCAUUGUUGAAUAAAUUUGGCUAACUUUUUUUUUAUUUUUA